UUCUUGGCGGGCUGUCUCGAUCACUUCCGGGUUCUUUCACGGAGGAUGAUGAAAAAUGGCAACUCACAUGUCGAGGUGUAGAACCUGGAGUCGUGUUCAAAGGUUUGGGAUUGCAGCCUACAGAAAGUACAGCAGUGGUGGUGGAUACCCAAAUAUAUCCCUUUCUUCACCUUUGCCUGGGAUCCCUAAACCUGUUUUCGCAUCUGUAGAUGGACAGGAAAAAUAUGAAACUAAGAUUACUACUUUAGAAAAUGGCCUUAAAGUGGCUUCCCAAAACAAGUUUGGUCAAUUUUGCACAGUUGGAAUUUUAGUAAACUCUGGAUCACGGCAUGAAGCAAAGUAUCCUAGUGGAAUUGCUCAUUUUUUAGAAAAACUAGCCUUUUCUUCUACAGCACAGUAUGGAAGCAAAGAUGAAAUUCUCCUCACACUUGAGAAACAUGGAGGAAUAUGUGAUUGCCAGACAUCAAGAGAUACCACUAUGUAUGCAGUGUCAGCUGAAGUGAAGGGUCUCGACACUGUGGUCAGUCUUCUGUCUGAUGCAGUUUUACAACCACGCCUUUUGGAUGAUGAGAUUGAAAUGACACGAAUGGCUGUACGCUUUGAGCUAGAAGAUCUCAAUAUGAGGCCAGAUCCUGAACCUUUACUUACUGAGAUGAUCCAUGCUGCAGCAUACCGAGGGAAUACAGUGGGAUUGCCACGAUUUUGUCCAGUUGAUAAUAUUGAAAAAAUUGACAAGAAGGUUCUUCAUAACUAUCUUCGUAAUUAUUAUGUUCCUGAGCGCAUGGUUCUUGCUGGAGUAGGCAUUGAGCAUGAGCAGCUUGUGGACUGUGCCAGAAAGUACCUGCUAAAUGUGAGACCAGCCUGGGGUGUCACUACACCAGCUAAUGUGGACAUGUCUGUGGCCCAGUACACUGGAGGAAUUGUUAAGAUGGAGAAGGACAUGUCAGAUGUAAGCCUGGGCCCAACCCCUAUUCCAGAGCUCACACACAUUAUGAUUGGCCUAGAGAGUUGCUCCUUCUUGGAGGAGGACUUCAUCCCAUUUGCUGUGCUCAACAUGAUGAUGGGCGGGGGUGGCUCAUUUUCAGCUGGAGGACCUGGAAAAGGAAUGUUUACUCGCCUUUAUCUAAAUGUACUUAACAGACAUCAUUGGAUGUACAAUGCUACAUCAUACCAUCAUAGUUAUGAGGACAGUGGAUUACUUUGUAUCCAUGCAAGUGCAGACCCAAGACAGGUAAGAGAAAUGGUGGAAAUCAUAACUAAGGAGUUCAUUCAAAUGACUGGCACUGCAGGAGAGAUGGAACUUGAGAGAGCUAAGACACAACUCAAGUCAAUGUUAAUGAUGAACCUUGAGUCUCGUCCAGUUAUUUUUGAAGAUGUUGGUCGACAAGUUUUGUCCACCGGAAAAAGGAAGUUGCCACAUGAACUUUGUGAAUUAAUAAGUAACGUAACUGCUAGUGAUAUUAAGAGAGUGACCACAAAGAUGCUGCGCAGUAAGCCUGCUGUAGCUGCUCUGGGGGACCUAACAGAGCUGCCAUCCUACGAACACAUCCAAACAGCUUUGUCCAGUAAAGACGGACGUCUGCCACGCAUGUAUCGUCUCUUCCGAUAGACCCCAGUGAGGUCAACAUCUUAUAAACUGGAUAAAGAGUUAAAGCUGAACUGGACUCAAAACACUUCAGGAGACGACCAUGUGCAAACCUGACUCAUGCAGGAGUGCCUGUUUUAAAAGUUACAUUUUACUCUUAAUAGUUUCUGUAAAAGCAGAAAUUCACAUUUAUUUAUUUGAACCUAGUCCUACUUCAUUUUAAACUUUUAGUUUUCUUUAAAGGGACAUUUUGAGUUGAUAAUAAGGGGAGAUAUUCUAUGCAGAAGAGCUGAUACAAUGAGUAACUUGUCAAAGCAAGCCAGUAAUACACAACAUUCUUAAGAUUUCAUAUCAUCCCAGUGAGCCAAUUUGUGGGUCUAUUUAAGCUAAAACAGGCUUUUACAAUAGGCAAGGAAGAUGGAAUUUAAUAUUUAAGGGGCACUUACUUGUCUUAAAUCACAUAAAAGAUUAAUCUGAAAAAAGAAAAAUAAAACAUUUAAGAACCCGU
This is a messenger RNA of Boleophthalmus pectinirostris (great blue-spotted mudskipper), 2093 nucleotides long. RefSeq names its product peptidase, mitochondrial processing subunit alpha (gene pmpca). Bases 56 to 1609 code for a protein of 517 amino acids. The transcript is spliced from 13 exons. The record is from RefSeq and is a predicted model, not a curated record. Gene Ontology annotation, cellular component: mitochondrion. Lineage: Eukaryota; Metazoa; Chordata; Actinopteri; Gobiiformes; Gobiidae. Gene Ontology annotation, molecular function: metal ion binding; metalloendopeptidase activity.